AUGGCGAGCAGCGUCACGCUGUAUGAAGGCAACUUCUCAGAAUGGCGUGCCUUCAUCAGUCAACGACUGUCCGCUCGCGGUUACUCUAACGUACUGGCUACCUUCGGCAAAGCUCCGUCGACAGUGACUCCCCGCAACUAUCUCCGGUAUAAGCAGAUCGCGAACAGCAUGCUCAAAACAGUCCACACCAGCCUCCGCGAGCGCGUCAAAGGUAAAGACGCUCGAGUGCCUUGGCUACUGCUGGAGGCACUGCAGAAGAUAGCACGUCCGUCCCGCUUCAUGGACCUGCCGCCAGAGCUGCGAGAGAAUGUGUACGACUUUCUGCCGGAUCAUUAA
Messenger RNA from Fulvia fulva, 336 nucleotides. RefSeq lists its product as uncharacterized. The record is from RefSeq and is a predicted model, not a curated record. Lineage: Eukaryota; Fungi; Ascomycota; Dothideomycetes; Mycosphaerellales; Mycosphaerellaceae. The transcript has a single exon. The coding region runs from base 1 to 336 and encodes 111 amino acids.